Molecule: messenger RNA, 1386 nt
Organism: Bufo gargarizans (Asiatic toad)
Lineage: Eukaryota; Metazoa; Chordata; Amphibia; Anura; Bufonidae
Product: zinc finger protein OZF-like
Exons: 2
Coding region: 1-1374 (457 amino acids)
Source: RefSeq, a predicted model, not a curated record
AUGUGGCUGCAGCUGGUGGUACUGGUGGAUCGCUGCGGUCCCAAUAACUGUACUGGGAUCUCUGAUAAACAACUGGUAUCUUCAAAAUUUCAAGUAGUUGGUCGUAGUAUCACACGAGAUGAAGAGCAUGCCAGUAUCCAAAAACUCUCAUCCAAUCGCAGAAAAAAAUUAUCACUUGAUCCUUUUAAACAGGUCCAAUCUACUGAUUCGUCACAGACUGUAACACAGAACAAAAAAAGUCACCGAGGAGGUGUUAAACAUCAAACAGCUCACGUAAGAGAGAAGCCAUUUUCAUGUUUAGAAUGUGGAAGAUGUUUUAGAUAUAAAAGAGAUCUUGUUAGACAUGAGAAAAUUCACACAGGGAAGAGGCCAUGUUCAUGUUUAGAAUGUGGAAAAUGUUUUAGAUAUAAUUCUGAACUUGCCACACAUCAGAAAACUCACACUGGGGAGAAGCCAUUUUCAUGUUCAGAAUGUAGAAAAUGUUUUAGAUAUAAAUCAGAACUUGUCACACAUCAGAGAAUUCACACAGGGGAGAAGCCAUUUUCAUGUUCAGAAUGUGGAAAAUGUUUUUACAGUAAAUCCUCUUUUGUUCUACAUCAGAGAAUUCACACAGGGGCAAAAACAUUUUCAUGUUCAGAAUGUGAGAAACGUUUUCACCAGAAAUCAGAUCUUGUUAAUCAUCAGAGAGUUCACACAGGAGAGAAGCCAUUUACAUGUUCAGAAUGUGGGAAAUGUUUUAACUUGAAAAGAAGUCUUGUUUCACAUCAGAGAAUUCACACAAGGGAGAAUCCUUUUUCAUGUUCAGAAUGUGGGAAACGUUUUAAUCAGAAAUCAUCUCUUGUUAUACAUCAGAGAAGUCACACAGAGGAGAAGCCAUUUUCAUGUUCAGAAUGUGAAAAAUGUUUUCAUCAGAAAUCAUCUCUUGUUAAACAUCAGAAAAGUCACACAGGGGAGAUGCCAUUUUCAUGUUCAGAAUGUGAAAAAUGUUUUCAUCAGAAAUCGGCUCUUGUUACACAUCAGAGAAGGCACACAGGGGAGAAGCCGUUUUCAUGUUCAGAAUGUGAAAAAUGUUUUCAUCAGAAAUCAGCUCUUGUUAAACAUCAGAAAAGUCACACAGGGGAGAUGCCAUUUUCAUGUUCAGAAUGUGAAAAAUGUUUUCAUCAGAAAUCAGCUCUUGUUACACAUCAGAGAAAGCACACAGGGGAAAAGCCAUUUUCAUGUUCAGAAUGUGAAAAAUGUUUUCAUCAGAAAUCAAAUCUAGUUAAUCAUCAGAGAAUUCACACAGGGGAGAAGCUAUAUUUAUGUUCAGAAUGUGGGAAAUGUUUUACCCAUAAAUCAUCUCUAUUUAAACAUCAGAGAAAGCACAAAGGGUAGAAGCCAUUUUCA